UCUUGGUGAAGCUAACAUCAUGGAAGAAUGGCAUCAAAAUUUUCUGCUACAGCAGCAGUUGAUGCAGCAGCAACAGCAGCAACAACUACUGCUCCAACCGCUGCACCAACAGCCGAUGCAUCACCAACAACCAAUGUUGCACCAGCAGGCAAUGAUGCAUCAUCAACCUACGCUGCAUCAACAGCAGGCUGCAUUAAUGAUGCAGCAGCAGGCAACAAUGAUGCCAUACCAGUAUUCAGGCAUGCCAGCAUUCAGCCAUACCACUGUUCGACAGCCUCGCUAUCCGCUUGCAAUGUACGAGAAUGAACCAGUUCAGUGGCAUUCACCAGUGACUUAUGAUCAUCCUUUCCCUCAUGCACCAAAAAUUAAAACUGAACAAGCUGUUGAUGUCAAGACAGUAAAAGUAGAAGAAAUAUCUGAAGAAAAUUUUAAGUUUCAUGAACAAAACCAGAUACCAAAGAGAGAUGAAGGAGAGGUGGAGAACGCAAAGAGAGCUUCAUCAGCUGAAAAAUUGAAGCUUGACGACCAAAUUCAGAAAUUUAAGAGAGAUGAAGAAGAGAUCGAAAACACAAAGAGGGCUUUGUCAGUUGAAAAGACGAAGUUUGAAGAAGACAGAGAGAAAUUAAAGAGAGAUGAAGAAGAGAUCGAAAACACAAAGAGAGCUUUGUCUGUUGAAAAGAUGAAGUUUGAAGAAGACAGAGAGAAAUUAAAGAGAGAUGAAGAAGACAUAGAAAAGAGACAGAGAGCUUUAUCAGCUGAAAAGAUGAAUAUUGAAGAGCAAAUUCAGAAAUUUAAGAGAGAUGAAGAAGAGAUCGAAAACACAAAGAGGGCUUUGUCAGUUGAAAAGACGAAGUUCGAAGAAGACAGAGAGAAAUUAAAGAGAGAUGAAGAAGAGAUCGAAAACACAAAGAGAGCUUUGUCUGUUGAAAAGAUGAAGUUUGAAGAAGACAGAGAGAAAUUAAAGAGAGAUGAAGAAGACAUAGAAAAGAGACAGAGAGCUUUAUCAGCUGAAAAGAUGAAUAUUGAAGAGCAAAUUCAGAAACUUAAGAGGGAUGAAGAUGAGAUGGAAAACACAAAGAGAGCUUUUUCAUUUGAAAAGAUGAAGAUUGAGGAGCAAAUUCAGAAACUUAAGAAAGAUGAACAAGAGAUGGAAAACACAAAGAGAGCUUUAGCAGUUGGACAGAUGAAGAUUGAGGAGCAAAUUCAGAAACUUAAGAAAGAUGAACAAGAGAUGGAAAACACAAAGAGAGCUUUAGCAGUUGAAAAGAUGAAGUUUGAAGAAGACAGAGAGAAAUUAAAGAAUGAUGAAGAAAACUUUUUAAUAACCAAAAAUGAAUUUGAAGAAUAUAAGACCAAGAUUGAAAGGCAGUUAGAUUCGGAGAAAGAGCAGCUGCAGGAGUACAUAGAUGAGGUCGGAGAAGAACUUAAGUUUGAAAAAAACACGAUUGAAGAUUUACGAAAAAAACUGAUGUUGGAGCAGGAGCAAGCAAAGCAGGAUCAGAAAAAAACAAAGCGAGGAAGUCCGGAUCAGGAUGACGACGAUAUUGAUGAUGAUGAUGAAGAUGAUGAAGAUGAUGAAAACGAGGCUUUGGAAGAGGAGGGGAUUAGUAAGUCCAACCCUGCUUACAAUCAAUUCCUUGCAGACCUUAAGACAAGAUUGGAAAAAAACAAAAAGGUUGAGGAUUCUAAAGCUGAGCAACAGACUAAAGUAAAAACCCGCAGCAAGAAGAAGGCUGAUGCAGAUGAUGAAGAAGAUAGUGGGCCUGCCAAAAAGGGGCGAGGAGCAGGAACCUCUAGUGGAGACUCAGGUAUAGUUGAUUUGACAAAUGAGGAGCUGCCAAAUUUUAGUGGAGAGCUUCAGAUUCCGGACGAUGAAUCAGAAGAUGAGGAUGAUGAAGCAAGGGAAAAAAAGAUAAGAGACCAGAUGUUGCAGGAACUAAAUACAAUGCCACCUGACAUGCUAUUGCAAGACAAUGAAAGAGACUCGCUGCGAAUGGAGGCCAUCGCUCUUUUAAAUGAAGUGAAGAGCUCUGAGUGUAAAAUCCACCUUAAAAAUAUUUUGUCACGGAAGGUAAAGAACGACCGGAUGGAUCUCUACAUUCAAACCAACUUACGGCAAGGGGAUUCUGGCUUUGGGCCAUUGAAUCCCUUUCAGGAUUUGACUGAUCAGUUCCUUACCAUAAUUGAUGACUACUUCCCCAAAGAAGCUCCAUUUGUUAAAUUAGAUGUACUUAUUCCUGAAGCCAUUAUUUAUGCUUACCAGGCAGUGCAUAAGUGUUCAUAUGAAGACGCAGAUGAGAAGGUUUUCGAGAACCUAAAAUUUUAAGUUUUACUGACAACCAGAUGAAAUCCAAAAUCUGAGGAACUGGUUAACUUCAAGAAAGCGAUGGAACACCUCUACAGUAUGGAAUCAACAAUACAGAAAAUUUGAGUCUUUGUUUAUUAAAAUGUGCUGUGUCCCCUAAAAUUCUUCGUUCUCAGGC
Molecule: messenger RNA, 2483 nt
Organism: Thrips palmi
Lineage: Eukaryota; Metazoa; Arthropoda; Insecta; Thysanoptera; Thripidae
Product: trichohyalin-like
Exons: 13
Coding region: 20-2326 (768 amino acids)
Source: RefSeq, a predicted model, not a curated record